Penicillium cosmopolitanum is the source of this 249-nucleotide messenger RNA. RefSeq lists its product as uncharacterized. The transcript is spliced from 2 exons. The record is from RefSeq and is a predicted model, not a curated record. Bases 1 to 249 code for a protein of 82 amino acids. NCBI's taxonomy places the organism in Eukaryota, Fungi, Ascomycota, Eurotiomycetes, Eurotiales, Aspergillaceae.
AUGGACGGCAAUUCCAUUGGUGGAGCAUGGGCGUCAAAAAUCUGCACCUCGUGCCCGAUUCUGCUCGACAGGAAGUCGUGGAAGGAGGCGGAUGCUUACCCCCCCCCUCUCUCUCUCUCUUAUCCUGUCCUGCCUCCUUUGGCGAACUUGACUUUCCAUUCACUUCGUGUUGAAGACACACCUCUCGAUACGACCACCACGCCGAUGGCCGAUGACCACUUGCUUCUGGGCAUCAACCUCCCUGUCUAA